Molecule: messenger RNA, 414 nt
Organism: Candidula unifasciata
Lineage: Eukaryota; Metazoa; Mollusca; Gastropoda; Stylommatophora; Geomitridae
Source: the annotation of a GenBank genome assembly
AUACGGUGUGUCCUUUGGGACAAUACGGAAAAGAAUGUGAGAACAGAUGUAACUGUGCCAAGGCUGGAGAAAACUGUUUCGUCAGUACUGGAGGAUGUCCUUCAGGCUGUGCUGCAGGCUACCGUGGGGAGGAAUGUCAAAAUCCUUGCAGUGCUACAUAUUACGGUGAAAACUGUGUUCUGUCAUGUAGCUCAAACUGUGUUGGUAGACUCUGCAAUGCCACAAAUGGAAGCUGUCAGUCGUGUAUGGUUGGAAGAGCUGGGUUAUUCUGCGACGAAGCAUGUCCUGACACAACGUUUGGUGAAGGCUGUAGAGAGACGUGCAGUACAAACUGCUCUAGCCAGUUGUGUGACCCAGUUACUGGACAAUGUGCAUCGUGUGAGCAGGGGUCGGGUGGUGAUUACUGUAAUCAUA